AUACGGGCCCACUAAAUCCUACACACAACCCCACCUUCUCCCUCCUUCCCAAUCUCACCUCGUCACCACCUUCCUUCCUUGUUGAACCCCAAUUUUUCUACUGCUCUCAAUCUCAAUCUCCUCCGUUCUUCCCACUCACAGGAGUAAAUAAAAAUAAAAACCCCAAUUUCAACAAUCGGAAUCGGAACCGAGAUAUGGGGAUUGAUUACUACAACAUCCUGAAAGUGAACCGCAACGCCAGCGACGAAGACUUGAAGAAAGCCUACCGCCGCCUCGCCAUGAUCUGGCAUCCCGACAAGAACGCCAACAAGCUUGAGGCCGAGUCCAAAUUCAAGCAGAUUUCCGAAGCCUACGAUGUACUCAGCGACCCUCAGAAGCGCCAGAUCUACGAUCUCUACGGCGAAGAGGGCCUCAAAUCGGGCCAAUUCCCCCCUCCCCCUCGCAGCUCUCGCGCCACCGCCCACAACCAGAGCUUCUACUACAACAACCACCAGCAGCAUCCCAACCCUAAUUUCCGAUUCAAUCCCAGGAAUGCCGACGAUAUUUACGCCGAGAUUUUUGGGGAGAGCAGUAACGGGAACGCCGCCGCUGGUAAUAGUGCUAGCAGCAGCAGUAAUGGAGCCGCCAGGAAAGAUGGGUAUUUCAGGAGCACCACGAUGAACGGCGGUGGAGCUAGAGAAUUUCCCGGCGGCGGCAGCGGAUCCAGGAAGGCGGCGCCGGUGGAGAACGCGCUCAUGUGUAGCUUGGAGGAAUUGUAUUCCGGUUCUACUCGGAAGAUGAAGAUUUCCAGGAAUGUAAUUGAUUCUCAUGGCAAGCUUCGAGUUUUGGAGGAGAUAUUAACUAUCGACAUAAAACCCGGUUGGAAAAAGGGCACAAAAAUCACAUUCCCAGAAAAGGGCAAUGAAGAGCCAGGUGUCAUUCCAGCAGAUCUCAUUUUCGUGGUCGAUGAAAAACCACACCCUAUUUACACUCGAGAUGGUAAUGAUUUAUUGGUCAAGCAGGAAAUUACACUCCUCGAAUCUCUUACCGGAAAGACUUUAGAGCUUACCACAUUAGACGGCAGAAACAUUACGGUACCUUUGACCGAGAUUAUUAAACCUGGUCACGAAAUUGCUGUCCCUAAUGAAGGAAUGCCCGUCUCAAAAGAACCUCGGAAAAAGGGUACCCUAAGAAUCCAAAUUGACGUCAGGUACCCUAAGAGGCUCACCGAUUCGCAAAAAUAUGAUUUGAGGAGGGUUUUGGGAGGGAAUUCUUGAUUUUUUACGCGUAGAUAAUAUGCAAUAUUCGGGUGUAUAUAUGAAAUAUUCUUGCUAUUCGAAUUGCGAUGAAUAUAUAAGAAAAGACUGUUCGGCGAUACGCUAAGCUAAAUCAUAUAUUUAUAUGGGGCUUACUUGAGAUUUUCUUUUUGGUUUUAGCUAAAUCAGAAUUUUAGUAUACUACUUGUAAGGUAGAGAAGAUAAUUUUUGUUGAUGAACAAGUUUUUUGAGUUUUUCUUUGA
Messenger RNA from Erythranthe guttata (spotted monkey flower), 1498 nucleotides. RefSeq lists its product as uncharacterized. Lineage: Eukaryota; Viridiplantae; Streptophyta; Magnoliopsida; Lamiales; Phrymaceae. The record is from RefSeq and is a predicted model, not a curated record. Gene Ontology annotation, molecular function: protein-folding chaperone binding. Gene Ontology annotation, cellular component: cytosol.